AUGUUUAAACCUUAUAUUGACUCUUUCAACGCAAUAUACAAGCUUAGGACAGAUGAUGAAGAAGAAAUAAAGAAAAUUUAUUUAAAAAUUAAAAAUGAUUUGAUUGAAACCAAUGUUGUUGAACUAAAAUAUGUAUAUGAUUCAAUUGGAAAUAUUAUUACCCUAAAUAAUCGAUAUUAUAAAUCGUAUUUAAGACUUAUCAAAUUUUUUUACGAUGAUUAUCAAUUAAAGCACAUGGAAUACAUAAGCUGCACAAUAUCAUUCUUAUUUUAUAAACAAUAUGGAAUGAAAUUGAACAAAAAUUAUAAUGAAUUCCAAAUUUUUAUAGAAUGUCUUGAAGAAAACACUAUAUACAGAGCUAUCAUGUAUGAUGACUUAAACCAAUUAAUUGCAUUCACAGAAAAACCGGAUUUUGAUCGAAAAACGAAAGUGUUUUCUUUUGUUUAUCAUAUUAUAGGAUCUGGCUACAAUUUACUUGAAUUAUGCUGUUAUCACGGUUCUCCAAAUUGCUUCAAGUAUUUAAGAACGAAGUUAAACUUCGAAAUCACUCCAUUUUGUCUAGAUUUGUCAUUUUACAGCGGAAAUCAUGAAAUAAUGACUGAAUGCUUGAAAUAUCAAUCCCCAACUUAUCUAACAAUGCAUUUCGCAAUUGCAUCACAUAAUUCUGAUUUUGUGAGUUUCCUAAUGAAUGAACACGGUGUUGAAAUCGAAUUGCAAGAAUGCGGAAGAUAUAGAGAUCUUGAUUCUUUUCUAAUGUAUCUUGAUAAAACAAAAGAUAUCAACAAAUGUUUUGCUUAUUCAAUUUUCUUCAAAUACAUACCUCUUUCUGAGCAUUUUCUUUCUCAAGGUGCCGAUAUUGAAGCUAAGGGAUACAUAGGAGAUACCGCUCUUUAUUGUGCAGCAGAGAAGAACAUGCCAGAAAUCGUUGAAUUUCUUAUUAAAAAAGGAGCUAAUGUCAAUUAUUCUGAAUGUCUUAGUUAUAAAACUCCUCUUCAUAUAGCAGCAGACAGAGGCAACACAGAAGUUGUUAAAAUUCUUGUUUCUCAUGGAGCAAACAUUUUUGCAGAAAAUAUUGUAUCUCAGACUCCACUUCAUUGCGCAACGUUAUUUGACUCACAUGAAAUCGCAGAAAUUCUUAUUUCACAUAGUGCAAAUAUUAAUGCACAAGAUCGAGGUGGAUCGACACUAGGGUUGUUAGAUUCCCGACGAUAG
Trichomonas vaginalis G3 is the source of this 1212-nucleotide messenger RNA. Its product is annotated as spectrin binding. Lineage: Eukaryota; Parabasalia; Trichomonadida; Trichomonadidae. Gene Ontology annotation, molecular function: protein binding. The record is from RefSeq and is a predicted model, not a curated record. The coding region runs from base 1 to 1212 and encodes 403 amino acids. The transcript has a single exon.